AUGACAUCCACAACACCCACGGCUGAACCCCCCUCCUACCACCGGCGCACACGCUCCAAAUCCCCGCGCUCCCGACCUACCACUCCUCUCCGCCCCUCCUCGCGCAGCUCGCUCCGCGACAGCGCGCAACGCGGUCGCGGUCCUUACGCCCACUCGACCAACCCACUCGAAGACCUGCAAGAUGGAUUCGGAGAACUUAGCGACGCAAUGGCAGAUCUGGAGCAGAACUUCAUGCAGCUGCAGCUGAUGCACGAGAGCUUGGCGCGGUUUUCAGAGAGCUUUGCGAGUUUUCUGUAUGGGCUGAACAUGAAUGCUUUCUGUGUGGACUUCCCCGAGGCACCGGUUUCAGAGUCCUUCAAGCGACCACAGAAUAAUCCGGAGUAUGCCAACCUAAACCGCUCUCAAGGCCCUGAGCCGGAUAUCGAAGCUACUUUCCUCACCACUGACACAUCAUUCGUCGAGAACCCGCCUAGCAGCAAAGCAACUUCGAAGUUCCAGACACCGGUAACGCCAGCGCCAGCAUCAAAGACGUCUGGGGCAGCGAGGGGUCGAGGUGGUAUAUCGCGAGUAGGAAGGGGAGGAGGGAUCCCGACGCGUGGUGGCGCAACUAGAGGUACGAGAGGGGGAAGUGGGAUUGCGAGAGGUGCAGGAAGAGGUAGAGGAGCCCGGUAA
Trematosphaeria pertusa is the source of this 672-nucleotide messenger RNA. RefSeq lists its product as uncharacterized. Gene Ontology annotation, biological process: mitotic sister chromatid biorientation. Gene Ontology annotation, cellular component: mitotic spindle pole body; DASH complex; mitotic spindle polar microtubule. The coding region runs from base 1 to 672 and encodes 223 amino acids. The record is from RefSeq and is a predicted model, not a curated record. Lineage: Eukaryota; Fungi; Ascomycota; Dothideomycetes; Pleosporales; Trematosphaeriaceae. The transcript has 2 exons.